AUGGUUGCCACUGAGACCAAGUCAGAACUGGAUCGAUUGAGAAGUCUCUGGUUUUUAUACCCAAUGUUUUAUUUCAAAAGCAUCCGUGAAUUAACAUGCUUGUUUGUUGCCGUUUGUAUUUUGACGAGCCAGUCGUUGGCAGACGACCAGGACUUUGCGGAGGAGUUUUUGAAGCGGGAAUAUUCUUUGGCAAAGCCAUACCGGGGGUUGGGGUUCUCUAGUUCUUCACAGUGGGAUCUGAUGGGCACUGCCAUGGUUACACCUGACCACGUGAGGCUGACCCCAGACCUGCAGAGCAGACAGGGAGCAGUAUGGAGUCGAAUUCCUCUGUUCUUGCGGGACUGGGAGCUCAAGGUGCACUUUAAAAUCCACGGCCAAGGAAAGAAGAAUUUUAAUGGGGACGGUAUGGCUAUCUGGCUGACCAAAGAUCGCAUGCAGAAUGGCCCUGUGUUUGGAAACAUGAACCAAUUCACUGGACUUGGAAUAUUUGUGGACACCUACCCCAAUGCAGACAAAACCCAUGAUAGGGCUUUCCCAUAUAUCUCAGUGAUGCUGGGGAAUGGGACUCUGUCAUAUGACCAUGAUCGAGAUGGACGGGCCACUGAGCUUGGAGGCUGUACGGCUCUGGUGCGCAACGCAAUCUACGACACGUUUCUCCUUGUCAGAUACUCCAAAAACAGACUCACGCUCAUGGUGGACGUCGAUGGUAAGCAGCAAUGGAAAGAUUGUGCCGACAUCACAGGACUGCAUCUACCUACAGGCUACUUCUUUGGUGCCUCCUCUGCCACUGGAGACCUGUCAGAUAACCAUGACAUCAUCUCCAUGAAGUUGUACCAGCUGGCAGUAGAGAGGACUGCUGAAGAGGAGGAAGAGGAAGAGGUCACCAUCCCCAGGGUUGACAACAUGGAACACUUCCAAGUGGAAGUCCAGGAAGAAGGGAUGAGCGGAGUCCAGUUCUUCUUCACCCUCCUUUUCUCCAUCCUAGGCCUGGGUGUGCUGGCAGUGAUCGGGCUGAUCGUUUAUGGACGCUGGAAGGAAAACAAACGCAAACGUUUCUAUUGAUCAGAGAACAAUGGAUGAGCGUAUGUUUUCAGAAUAUGUGUUUCUUAAUCAACAUAGGACACAACAAUGCAAAGACUGCCAUAGCUUUACUGAACCAUACAAUCAAAUUAACUCAAUGAACAACCUCAUGGGUCUGAAGCCCGGAGCUAAGAGAACAUAAACAGCUGAGAUGAACAGGUGAGGAGAUCGUGAACAGGUGAGCCAGCUGUGAAAUAUUUUUUUUCUUUUUUGUUUGUGUCAUGGAAGACAGAUGAGAUAAAACUUCUGUAGUAGAAUGUUUUGUGUUAAGAAUUGCUCAUCUCAACCUAAAGCACAGCGCAGUGGGUCUGCAGUAUCUGCACUAAUCGAGACACUAGAUUGAACAAGCUCACCCUGUGGUCACUUCUUACCUAACAGGACGACACAAACAAAAACUUCAGAAUCAAUCAUAGAUGCUGUGUGUAGUUUACUGACAUCAUGUUAUUAUCGGAUCGUGGUCCUGAAGUUGAAUGUGUAGAUACCUCUUACUGCCACUUGGUGCUGCCACUGUGCAGCUUUAAUCUGACCUGUAGCUGCUGUGAAGACCAAUCAACCUGUGGAUCACUGUAGACUUCUUCUUGCUGCACUGAAUAAGUCAAAUUGUUUUGAGCUCCCAUGCAUUUGAGAGCACUUUUAAGCCAGGCGAAGCACUUACAUCAGCUUUAGUGGACUUACAUGAGCUGCUUGCAAAUGUAUGAUUGAUGCAUAGCAUUGAUACAUUGCACUCUUCUGUUGUACGUCAAAGGAAGGAUUACAAGUUAGCAGGACUGUUUGAAGUGCCUAGCUAGGACCAACAAAGACAGGCUCUAACUUUAUGUUCCAGUCCUUUCUGCGGGUGUGAACUCCCCUUUUAGUUUUUUCUAUUUGGCAUCACAAGUUACUCAGCUUCAUUUACUUUCUGAAGUUACUAAGCAUUGUCAGUUAUGAUUGGUGGAUGUAAAGGUUUAUCCAAAAUCUGUUUGGCCCUGUUGUGCACUGAAUAGAAUUUUUAGUUUUCAUGUCAACAAAAACGUUUCUGUGGCACUGAAUUUCACCAGACCCUUGCUCAUAGAUGCAUCGUAAUUACAUCAAUUUAACUCGUUUGUGAUCACGCUGCUUUUCAACUUUCUUCUCCAGCAAUGAACUGUGAAAUUGAACAGCCAUAUACAGGAUCAUGACGUCAAAUGUGCGUUUAAGUAAAUUGAAGAGUAUGUGAGUAUGAAAACUGUUUGUUUAACCUGGAAUAUAACUGCUGCAAUCAUACAAGCUGGUGCCUUACCCCCCCCGUGUCCACCGGAUGCAGCUGUGUCACACUCGACUGGCGACCAGUGCGUCUCACUCAUUGCCCUCCACUAUUUUUGUGCUUUCAGCCUAUUUUUUCAUGUCUCUGAUGCAUGAAAUUCACUUUUGAAUUGACAUAAAUGUCAAUAUUUAAUGUGUAUUGGCAUUCACUAAAGAGUAACUUUCCACUACAUCCAUUUUUCAAAGGUAGUAAAGCACAUCUUAUUCUAUUAAUGUCUAUAGAUCCUAGUCCCGUUCUGUAGUUUUCAUUACAACCAAAAAAGUGCUUCCUUUUUGAAGAGAAAAGCAUUUGACCUACAAAAAAGUGAAAAGUGAAAAAAAAAAAAAAAAAAAAUCAGUGAAAAUCUCUAAUGUACCCUGGGACGCUCCACCUCCGAACUAUAUAGCGUGUUCAUGCCCACAUAUAUACACAGCACAUGAAUAUACACGUGAAAGAUUGAGAGUGCAAAUGAGAGUAGCAGUAGUACUAUGAAUCCACCUGAGUACGUAAUUAUUACAGUAUUAGUAUUACAUGAAAUUGUAAAUAGUUGCAGUAACUGGUUUAGAUAGGUGGAGACUUGGAGGAACACUGGAGAAACAAUUUGAUCGGGUGGAGUGAGGGUGUGUGUCACGGUUCCCAUGCUUGUUUUUUUUAAUUCAGUAAGUGGGUGUGUAGAAGCUAUAACAGGGUGUCGCUCUUUAAUGAUGGAGAAUCAACCGGUUUUCUUUCCUCAGCAUGAGACAGCCACAGUGUCGUGUGAGGAUAUGCCACAUGUCAAAUGAGCCUCAAACAGUGGGAAACUGCAUGUAAAACACAAAAAUGUUUAAAACAAACAACUUCAAAUAUUAUUGUCUAGCCAAUAUUGUCAGCUCAAGUGUGGACUCCUUAAAGACGCUCCACUUCAGACACAUUUACAGUGGCCGUCUGACUUGCGAGAGAGCGGUGGCACCGCCGAAACUGACAUUAACAGAAUAUUCUGAUGUAGCAUUGCACGGCUUUAACAUUGUCAGACUCGUGAUAGACAGUUAACGUUACCCACAAUGCAACUUGACCGCUGAUAUUUUAGUCUGUUAUGCUAGUAGUAGCAACUGUAGCCCUGAGCCACUCGCCUCAAGCAGAGGUGGGAAGUGAACUGCAGUCUUCUUAAGCUUUUUCAGACUUGUAGCCUUCAUCCACAGCAGUUGCUGACUCAAGUGACAUCACUUGACCUUCAAUUAAGUUUUAGUUUUUUUGUUUUUUUCUUCCGUCAAAAAAAUCUGCACUCUUGUAGAAUGACCUGUAUGUCCAGUUUGGUGGUAUGCGUCUUUGCACUUACAUUUGAAAGUAAAGUAAUAUGACAUUAUCGGUUGAGUCAUACUGUAUGAUGAUGCAAAGGCAGACCGGAUCAGAUGCAGGUAUUUUAAGCUAAAAGUUCAUCAGCACUUCUUUCAGUGUGCUUCCUGUCCACAGGCCACUCGUCUCUCAGAUUUUGUAUUUUUCUGUACAAAGCUCAUGCUCACACCAGGGGAAGAAAGUCAAGAGGCCAAAACUGCACAACCCCUUAUGGUGAAAAACUACUGUCAAGUUUGUCCUUCUCUGUGGAGAAGCAUCAGGAGUGCUCAGUAAAUGUAUGGAUGGAUAUUAAGGUCACACAACACAACCAAAAGGUUAAAACAGCACCAUUUCCCAAUUCAAGAAUUAGCUAAAUUCUUUUCACUUUUCCACGUUCACAUUUUUGUUAGUGUGAACUAUUGGGGAGAUUUUCAUUUGAUUGUAUUGUGUAUUCUCUCUUAUUUCCAUUUCGGUUCUCAAAGCUGUUUGAAGCCUUAUUGAUCAGUAGUAGAACGGUCAUGCUUCAUUUUAGCUUUCCCAACAAAACCUGCUUGUUGAAGUUUUGUGGGCAGUCAUUCUAAAAGGUUUACUGUUAUUUGUCUUUUCUAAUUGUGUGUUUAGAUGCUUUUUGUUUUUUUCUCUUUACUUUUUGUCAGACUGUGUUGUAAUCAUUAACUUCACCUUGAGCCAUCAUUGGAGCAAACAUCCCCGUAGUUAGUUAUUUAAAUAAAGUGUUAAGCCAGUUCAGUGAGGAGUGCAUGUUCUUGUCAUGCUCCUUUUAUUUCAGUAAAAGUUUCUAUGGUGACUUUG
Molecule: messenger RNA, 4462 nt
Organism: Chelmon rostratus (copperband butterflyfish)
Lineage: Eukaryota; Metazoa; Chordata; Actinopteri; Chaetodontiformes; Chaetodontidae
Gene: lman2lb
Product: lectin, mannose-binding 2-like b
Exons: 8
Coding region: 1-1062 (353 amino acids)
Biological process (GO): endoplasmic reticulum to Golgi vesicle-mediated transport; endoplasmic reticulum organization; Golgi organization
Cellular component (GO): Golgi membrane; COPII-coated ER to Golgi transport vesicle; endoplasmic reticulum membrane
Molecular function (GO): D-mannose binding
Source: RefSeq, a predicted model, not a curated record